ACAGUUAACGGCGUCGCUAAUUUCCAAAACCCCGACUUUUGCUCUGUGGAGCGGGAAACGGAGAGUAUGUAUUUCGGACGACGUCGAAUUCUGCCACAUCAGAAUGAAACGGCGGCGUUGCUGACUUGCUACAGUGUUUUCUGAGUUCUUCACGAGACGCCAUGGACGACGUUGAUCGCUUGUUUCAGUGCUUCAAAUGUGGCGUGUCUCCUCCAAAAUCUGCUAUCAGAGAAAGAAAACGGAAUAAAGAAAAAUUGAAGCAAGCAGGUUCAACUCAUGUGGCCUCUACAUAUUCUGAUGUUCAAUCUCCAGGAUCAGCUGGAGAAAGACAUCAAAACGCAAACAAUGUGCAGCCCUGCAUGAAGGAACUUGGUCCUAGAACAGUUGAAGCAGAGAGGUUUAAUUGUCACAAGCACAUUUCUCCAGUCAUAUUUUAUGGAUCUCCACAUGGUGUGCCUCCAAAAAGGCCAUCCAGUUUGUUGCGAUUAUUACGUGAAAUACGUGUUGAGCUCAGUGAACAAAAUAAAUCAGACCUGAGGGAGGAAGUAUGGGCUACAUUUCCAAGACAGGAUGAAUCAAUUAAGUUUGCACAAGGACAUGCCGAUGUGCAUAUUUUCAGUUAUCAGGAUCACUUGAAUGGACAAAGAAGAUUCCUGGUUUCAACAUACAAGGAGUUCUGGCAAAGGUACAAAAAUAUGGAUUCUAAGUUCCGCCAUCAUUAUGAAGUGAUUCAAGAGGGUUUCCCAUGUCACCUUUAUUUUGAUUUGGAGUUCAAUAAGAAAGACAAUGCAGAAAAAGAUGGAGAUGAAAUGGUUGAUCUCUUGAUCUCAGUUGUUUCAGAAGCCUUACUGGAGAAAUACUCUAUUCAAGUAAAUGAGAAAUGGAUAGUAGAGCUUGAUUCCUCCACUGGAGAAAAAUUUUCACGUCAUCUAAUUAUUCGCAUACCAAAGAUUGCCUUCAAGGACAACUCACAUGCUGGUGCAUUUGUUGCUGAGAUAUGCUCACAGAUUUCAAGUGCAGGGGAGGGGGAUGGAAAUUUUAAGAAGUUGUUUGUUUCAAAAGGAUCAACCUCUGCUGAGUUCCCCUGCCAGCUUUUUGUAGACACUGCUGUUUAUUCCAGAAAUCGCUGCUUUCGUUUAGCUCUAUCAUCCAAGGCUGGGAAGAAUUCAGUGCUUCUACCUACGGGGCGUUUCAAAUGCAAGGACAUGUGUGAGGAAGAAAUGUUCAUGGCAUCCUUGAUCUGCAAUAUUGAUGUUGACUGUGAGAAGUUUCUAGUCUGUAAAAUGGAUUUAAAUUGUGUGAAGACCCUACAUUUUGAUAUGGAGGAGAACCAUAAUUGUAGAAAACAUUCCAGCUCCCCUCAAGACUUUGCAUUGAGUGCUUGCACAAGCAAUGUUUCAGGCACAUGCUUCAUGGGAAAUUCACCGUUCCCAGCUUUGGAUAUAUUCGUAGAAUCCAUUGCCUCCAUUGGAAAUGUAUCAGGAAAAAUUCGAAGCUGGUAUUGGUUCUCAGAAUACAGAUUGAUGGUCUACAGCAUGUCAAGAAAUAGAUACUGUGAGCGAAUUGGCAGACAGCAUAAAAGCAAUCAUGUUAUCUAUGUUGUUGACCUCAGAAGGGCUGUUUUUUAUCAGAAAUGUCAUGAUCCAGAUUGCAGAGGUUAUCGGUCUCCCUUGCGUCCAAUACCAACGGAUGUCAUUCCCAAUACAGCAGUUCUCAUGGAUUCAGUACAGACAGAGCAUCAUGUAGAGUCAACCAGCAAUCACCUUGGAUACAGUCUUGUGGAAAAUGAUCAGGAAUGUGUUUCAAUUUACAAUGACAAAAGCAUUACCGACAGCUGCAGGAAAGAUGCAUGGUGGCUUGAAGCCAUAAGAUUUGCAGAUAAUGUCGAAAGUGUGCAACAUAUGCAAGACCUCAGUGACACGGUUAGACCGUUUGCUCUACUCAUACAGGAAAACAUAGAUGAUGAAGACGAUGAUUGGUGGAUGGCUGCUGAAAGGACUGCUUCCCAGACUGAACAAACCUACUUCAACCACAAAAGUUAAACCAUCAAAACCAAAUCCAGUUUUCAAUGAUCAAUGUUCAGAGGCAAAAGGAAAGUUUCUUGUGGCAUUUUCCUCUCGAAGAGAAGCUUAACAAUUAGUAGAUUGCCUCGUGAUGUCAUCGGAUGUGGUGAACUCGUGAGGAAGCAAGGGCUUUUACAGACGACAUCAACUUCAGUUGAGCUCAAAACAACUGACAGAUGCAGAGCUGGUGGAAAUCAUGUAAGAAAUCCCAUGCAAUUUAAAAUAAUUAAAUAAGAAAGUAAUAUUCAACUAUAAGUCUUUUUUCUACUUUGACCCCAAAUUAAUUUUUGUCCCACUUACCUACCUUAAUUAAUUAACUCAUUUAUAUAGCUUUUGUUUAA
This is a messenger RNA of Vitis riparia (riverbank grape), 2404 nucleotides long. Its product is annotated as DNA-directed primase/polymerase protein. The transcript has 14 exons. Gene Ontology annotation, molecular function: chromatin binding; DNA-directed DNA polymerase activity. Gene Ontology annotation, biological process: replication fork processing; mitochondrial DNA replication; response to UV. Gene Ontology annotation, cellular component: nucleus; mitochondrial matrix. Lineage: Eukaryota; Viridiplantae; Streptophyta; Magnoliopsida; Vitales; Vitaceae. Bases 162 to 2042 code for a protein of 626 amino acids. The record is from RefSeq and is a predicted model, not a curated record.